Messenger RNA from Spodoptera littoralis (African cotton leafworm), 735 nucleotides. The record is from the annotation of a GenBank genome assembly. NCBI's taxonomy places the organism in Eukaryota, Metazoa, Arthropoda, Insecta, Lepidoptera, Noctuidae.
AUGCGUUCAGCUGUAGCUUUCUUUGCGUUCACAAUUUUAUUAGUCGCGGUGUCAGCGCGGAUAGACCCUAAAAACUUGAAGUGCUUAGUAUGCCGGACGACCUUCGAGGAGCUUAACGAUGUGAUAAAAAAAGUAGAUAAAUGGAAAAAAGUCGAUGUGGGCAACUUCAGGAUGGAUGCUAGUGGCAACACGAUGCAGGAGAAGGUGCCAGCACACCGCUCAGCUGUGUACAUCUCCGAACUGAUUGAUGAAAUCUGUAAAAAGAUGGACGAUUACGUGAGAGUGUACUACAAGGCGACCAACAAGUUGGCUAUCAUGCAGCUGAUCACCAAAGACGGUGGCAUGAACCCUGACUUCUCCAAGACCAAGUUUGUCACUGACGAUGAUCUGAAUAAGAGUUUGGAGUACUAUUGCGAGCGUAUGUUCGAGGAGAAUGAGGACGAGAUCACAUCGUUGUACAAGAACAGGCCAGAUGACGACAUCAUGCCGGACGCUGAGAGAGAGAUCUGCUUCAACCACGCCCAGUACUGCGAGGAGUGGAUGUUGCCCACCGAGGAGGAUACCACGUGGACACAUGAGAUGGAGGCCGAAUAUGUCAAGGUUCAUGGACCAGAUCCCUAUGGUUUUGGUGGUCUGCCACCCCAGUCGCAGAUGCCAGAUGUCAGCGCAGACUAUGAUGACGAAGACGCACAGGGCGAUGACUUUGACAUCCCAGCAGAAAAGGAUGAGCUAUAA